This is a messenger RNA of Dracunculus medinensis (Guinea worm), 1641 nucleotides long. The record is from the annotation of a GenBank genome assembly. Lineage: Eukaryota; Metazoa; Nematoda; Chromadorea; Rhabditida; Dracunculidae.
AUGUCGCGUAAACGCAGUGGACCGAGAGAUACGGCUAAGGAUAUUAUACUUGGCCUCGACCCUUCUGGUGAAAGCCCGAGGCAGCCAAGAGAAGGUAUUGCUAAAAUCACAGAUGCCAACUGUUUUUCAAGAAAGAAGGCGCCAGUAAAUGCCGUACAACCAACUCUUAUAAAGCAAACUGAUUCAAACGUAUUGCAAAAUUUGCAAAAUCAGCUUUCUUUAUUACAGCAGCAAUAUAAUGAAUUAUUAAGAAAAGAAAUGGAAGCCAGAAAAAUUUUGGAAGCGAAUCAGAAUGCUCUAAAUCAAAAACUAUCAUCAAUUGAUAUAAAUGAUCUAAUGAAAGAGAUUGAAGGAUUGAGGCGAGGAAUCACAAUGAACGACGGAAAGGCAAAUCGGAACGUGGAUAACAAAUUGAAUGAUCUAUGCCAGCAGAUUAAUGACAUUAAGAGAAUGAUUACAGAUGAAAUAGACGAGCGUUCGAAAAUGAUACAACUUCAAAAAGAUGACAUUAUUCAAAAGAUAUUGUGUGAAGAAGAAUUUAAAAAUUUUGAAAAACAAAAUUUCGAAAGAAAAAUUAAACAAGGACUGGAAAAGAUGAAUGAAGAAAUUCAGCUGCUAAGAGAUGCGAAAAAUAUUAAAAGUGGUGUAAAUCAAAAUAUUAAUGAUGAAUCAGAAUUAAAUCGUAAAAUUAUGAAAAAUUCUUCCGAUGUACAAGAGUGGUGCAAAAGACAGAUUAAUGAAUUUAAAGAAGAACUAGCAAGAAAAUUGGCAAAAGAUCUCGACAAGAAACUGGAAAUUUUGUCAAACGAGCUUCGCAACAUGUCUGAAGAUCACGAAAGAGAAAAGGCGGAAUGCAGAAACAAGCUGAAUGGCAUCAAUGAAGCAUUGGCCAAUUUAGAAAGUCAAAUUGAAGAUGGUGACAACAAAAUAAAUAAAUUGACUCUGACUAGUUCACAAUCGAGGAAAAAUGACGAAAAUCGUCUAUUAAUGAAGAUAGAUGAAAUUGAAGAACUCAUAAAUCAUUAUACAAACGACUUAAAAAAAGUUAUCGGUGAUAUUCAUAAUGGCAAACAAAAUAUUAAAUUUCCUUCAUUUGAUUUCGAUAUUUUACGAAAUGAAAUGGAUUCAAUUGCUGCUGAUCGAAAUAAAAUGAGUAUGGCCGGCUUGUUGAAAUUGGAAGAAAAAAUAAGCGAAUUGCAAAACGGAUUUCAUCGCGAUAAACUCGAGCUUCAGCAUCAAUUUGAAAUCUUAGCAAUAAAUAUGGAUGGGAUGGAAGGAAUUACCAACCAUCUUCAUAAACUGCAAUCUAUACACAAUGAAAUGAAUAAAGCACAGCAAAUGUUGAGAGACAGAGUAGAAAAACAGAUACCACAUGAUUUAAAUGAAUUAUCUGCUAAAACCGAUAAUGUGAAGCAUCAAUUAAACACAAGAAUCGAUCGAGAAGAAGAAGAAAGACUUUUUGCCAUAAAGAAGCUUCAAGAGAAGAUCGAAACUGAUUUGGGAUUGCAAAAAACUGAGAACAAAAUUGGCAUCGACGAAAAUAUGAAAAUUGCUGUUAGAAAACUUGCCGAAUCGGUUGUCACAGCGAAAGAUUUUCUUAAUAAUAAGAUUACGGUUGAAGUACAGCAAGUUUGUGUUUGA